Leguminivora glycinivorella is the source of this 1455-nucleotide messenger RNA. RefSeq lists its product as uncharacterized. The transcript has a single exon. The record is from RefSeq and is a predicted model, not a curated record. Bases 1 to 1455 code for a protein of 484 amino acids. Gene Ontology annotation, cellular component: membrane. Lineage: Eukaryota; Metazoa; Arthropoda; Insecta; Lepidoptera; Tortricidae. Gene Ontology annotation, molecular function: ligand-gated monoatomic ion channel activity.
AUGUCUCAACUAAUAGAUGAUUCAAAAUUACAAGCAUUCGUAAAACGUUAUAAGGAUCGUGACAUAACUUUUAUUAUACCUGAUGACAGAGCUGAAAAACAUUAUGUUAUUACUUAUCCGACGACGAUUGACGAAAAAACAUGCGAACCUGUCGAAAAAUUUGAACCGAACAUAAUUAACAUCUGCAUCAAUGGCACCUUAGAAACAAAUAUUAUUUUCCCAGAAUUAAUUAGAGCGGAUUUCAAAAAAUGCGCGCUCAAAGUGGGCAUGGCUACCAUGUCCCCGUUUUCAAAGAUUCCAAAUGAGCAUACACUGAAUAAUUACGACUUGGUACCCGAAAUUGAAGGCUUCGAUGUGGAAAUUGUUAAAAUAAUCGCAAAUUACUUCAAUGCUUCUAUAAUUUUGUAUUAUAUAAACAGAGAAGAGCAGAAUCCUUAUACGAGUACGGAAUUUAUAGAAUUUAUUGUGAACGGGAGUAUGGAGAUGUCAGCCGGUGGGCUUUACAGGAUCUAUGGAGACCGGGUUUCAUAUUCUGGAAUCUAUACAAUGCAAGACGUGAUUUGGAUUUACGCCGCCCAUAGACCUGGCCGCACUUGGGUCAAUAUGGUACGCAAACUGAAUGAACUUUACUUCUUUGAUAUAUUUUAUCUGUUAUACUCAAUCACAUCCUAUUUCUUUCGCAAAUACGAUAAUGCGAAGCGCUCUUUUAGAGACAUCAUAUUAUACAGCUGGGGUGCUCUAGUGGGGGCAGCAUCAUUGCCAGAACCAAAGUCUUUAAAGCAUAAGAUGUUGGAUGUAUCAUAUUUGAUAUUAUGUAUUUUUAUGGCGUCUUAUAUGAACAUUCAACUGGUUAGUUUUUUAACAAUCGAUGGGCCUUCGAUCUCUUUUAAAACCAAUGACGAUAUCAUAAACUCCGGCCGUGUUCCUUAUUUGAACAAGGUAAAUAAGUACUUUAUACAGGACAGUAAAUAUUUGGCGUUUGCUAACACGUCGAAAGAUUGCGGCGACUUUCAUGAUUGUUGCGUCAAGGUGUUGGAAAACGAUGGUGUGACAGUGAUAUUGAAUGAACAUUUUUACCCUCUGCAAGCAUCUUCGGCCGUGAAGGAUGAAGCUAGGGUACUAAAGACGACGACCAAGAUAAUAACUGUGUAUCAUGAAAUGAUAAUCAGGAAAGACAGUCUGAUUGUGACAGGGGUACAAAAAGUCCUGAAGAGUUUGUUUGAAGCUGGAAUUUGUAAACAUCUUUUUACGCAAGCUAUAGGGAUAAGCGUGGUGGCGAAGGCCAACAGUGCGAAUCAGGUGGCGCUCAGUAACAGCUAUAGUUGUGUUUCGGGCUGCGCUAUUACUCUUUCGCAGGUUGCCGGAAUAUUUUACUUCUGGGCCUUCGGGUGUGCCUUGUCUGCGAGUGCCUUUUUGUUAGAGAUAAUUUGGAAAAGGCAGAGGCACUCGGUCUAA